Messenger RNA from Xiphophorus hellerii (green swordtail), 2034 nucleotides. RefSeq lists its product as uncharacterized. The transcript has 5 exons. NCBI's taxonomy places the organism in Eukaryota, Metazoa, Chordata, Actinopteri, Cyprinodontiformes, Poeciliidae. The record is from RefSeq and is a predicted model, not a curated record. Bases 450 to 1259 code for a protein of 269 amino acids.
GCUGCACCUCUGCAGCGCUCAGCAGCUUGCUGUGGUCGCUACCGUUACUCCGGAUUAUCAGCAAUAAGUCAGUUGUCUUGGAAACCUGUCACCUUGAGGCGGAGCGACGGAAAAAGGCGUCCAGAGGCAGAGUAAAUGUGUGAGAGACGGGUUUCAGCAGAACUAACUUCAGGAGACCGUCGCUGAAAUCACUACAGAGAAGAACACCUGAUCAGAGCUCAGCAGACUUUUGGUGCAAAUCAGAGAGAAGAAGCCCACCGUAAGCCAACAAAUGCUUCAUUAGGACAGAGGAAUGGGGGUUUGCUGAAUGCAAAGUUCACCACAUCCUGUUUGGGUCUUUUUCUGGCAUUUUCAGUUUCAUCUGCGUGAUGAACUCUGUCUGAAAUCCUCCGUGUCUCUGCUUAGGUUUGGAAGUAAAACCCGGCUGAGUGAGCGGUCCUGUCAGGAAGAUGGAGCGUCCUCUUUCUCUUCGCCUCUCUGCAGCAGCAGGAAACAUGCAGGGUUUCAGCCGCCGUGGGAAGAUGUUGCUGCAUGUCUGCUUCAUGGUCUCAGCUUGCUGUGGUGGUUUUCCUGCUGCCGUGGCCGAGUUCUCCCUGCGGCAGCCUGCGGUGGUCUCCGGCCCGCUGGGCCGCAGCGUCCUGCUGCCCUGCCAGCUGCAGGACUCCCAGCGUGAGAAGCUCCUCAACCGGCCCGUCCUGUACUGGGAGGUCGAUGGGAAACAGCUCCCGUUUAACGAGAACAAAACCUCCGCCAGUCCCAACAAAUCUAUUGAGCUGUCGGAGGUGCGGUGGUCCGACGGCGGGACGUACGAGUGCAAACUGUCCAUCAGGACCGACAAGAGAGGAAGCUUCAGGCUGAAGGGAAACAAAACCACGCUGAUCGUCCACGAUGCCAUGACCUUUGACCUCUGCAGCCACCAUGACUCCCUGCUGCGCUGUGAGGUCACCGUGUCGCACGAUCCGGGUUUGACUCUGACACUGAGCAGAAACGACUGCGUCGUGCAGAGCUCCGCCCCCUCAGAGCGCCGCGCCGCCAACGGCACCGUCACUCUGGCUGCAACCGUCCCGCUGACCGGCAACGGGCAAUACGGCUGUCAACUGAAGCUGCACGACGUCCUGAUAACCAGCAGCAACUUCCACAGCCAGCAGGCGGAUGAGCGGCGCUGGUACCCGGAGCCGUGGCUCCUCUACGCGGGCCUCCUGCUGGUGCCGGCCCUGGUCCUGCUGGCCAUGGCGGCGGCCAUGUUGAUGUGCAGAUGAGCUCUCCGGUCCUCCAGGUCUCCCGGAUCUACUGGACCCGCACGCAGCUCUUCAGGUGGGAUUCACAUCCCCUCGUUUCCAUGACAACCAGCAGGACAUGUGGGAGGUUUCUGAGUCUGGACCGGAGGAUCAGAACCGGUUUGAUGUGAAUCCCAGCCCGCUCGUCUCGGUUCCUCUUCCUCUGAACUCACGUUUAGUUUCUGUGAAACUGUUAAGUUAAAGUUGUCAUUAAAAACUUUAAGAAAUAAAACUUUUCUCUCUUCAUUUCAAACAUUCUGGUUGGUUUUAUGGUUAUUAUGUUCAUUUUUUAUUGAAUGAAUUUUUUGUUUUAAGCAAAAAACAUUUUUAUAUUUUUAAUUUUUGUGUAUUUGUUAUUUUUGUUUGUUGAAUCUCUUUGUGAUUUUUAAAAAAAUGUUCUGCAUAGUCAAAGUUUUAGCUACUGGACCUUCAGUCCGGGUGUCAUGGAUGUCUGCUUGUUUUCCAGCCCCACAGCAUGAUACUGCCACCUCCAAUAACCAGUUUCAUUCUUUCAUUAAUUUUUCCUGUUAUUGUGGUGAAACAGCUCCAUUUCUGCCUCGUCUGACCUUUGAACUCUCCAGAAGGUUUUCUGUUGGUCCAGUGUUUUCUCUCUGGACAUUUAGUCCAAUUUUACCUGAGACGUAUUGACCAAAGUAAAAUACCAGAGGAAAACAUGGAGAAAGCUGCUCAGCUGUUAGCUGAAGGGUCUGAUGUCACUGAGAAGGUUAUAAAAAACAAAUAAACUGUUUAUACACAA